This is a messenger RNA of Mangifera indica (mango), 1038 nucleotides long. Its product is annotated as transcription factor MYB36-like. NCBI's taxonomy places the organism in Eukaryota, Viridiplantae, Streptophyta, Magnoliopsida, Sapindales, Anacardiaceae. The transcript is spliced from 3 exons. Bases 1 to 984 code for a protein of 327 amino acids. The record is from RefSeq and is a predicted model, not a curated record.
AUGGGUCGAGCUCCUUGCUGCGACAAGGCUAAUGUCAAGAAGGGACCUUGGUCACCUGAAGAGGACGCUAAACUCAAGGCUUAUAUUGAAGAAUAUGGAACUGGUGGAAACUGGAUUGCUCUUCCUCAGAAAAUUGGGCUCAAGAGAUGUGGAAAAAGUUGCAGACUCAGAUGGUUAAAUUACCUGAGGCCUGACAUAAAACAUGGUGGAUUCUCUGAAGAAGAAGACAAUAUCAUUUGCAACCUUUACAUCAGUAUUGGCAGCAGGUGGUCCAUAAUUGCCGCCCAAUUGCCUGGAAGAACCGAUAAUGACAUCAAGAACUACUGGAACACCAGACUAAAGAAGAAACUCCUUGGACGGCGCAAACAAUCCGCCGCCAACUGGGUAGCUUCCUCUGGUCAGGACCCGAAUGAAAACGGUGGUGACGACAGUCAUGCUCAGGGAUUAAGCAGCUCCGCCCUGGAGAGGUUGCAGCUCCAUAUGCAACUCCAGAGCGUCCAAAAUCCUUCAUCUUUCUACAAUAAUCCCGCUCUGUGGCCUAAACUUCAUCCUUUCCAGGAAAAAAUGAUCCAAAGACUUCAAUCUUUGAACUCAACGCAUAAUAUUAACAUUCCUGUUCCGCAAAAUGUUCUUCCUGGUCAAUCAACUGCUCCUCCUUUAACAAUUCCUCAAGAUUAUAAUCCUCGGAUCACCGACUCGAUUCCAGUUGACACAAACAACAAUUUCAUCGAUCAAUCGGAUGCAACGAAACAGCCGGUUUCAACAUUCCAAGCUGAGCUGGAAAGUUUUUUAUAUAAAGAGGAAGUUGAAGACGAGCUUCCACAAUUUGAGUAUGUGAAAGCUAACAAUGGUUCUAAGGACAAUUUGUUACGGUGGGCUAAUGAGUUCGAAACAAAUUCAGCUUCCUCAAACUCGUGGGAUUCGACGCCUGUUCUUCCAUCUGAGGGGAUGUUUCAAGAUUUUGAAUUAGGUUACAAUCUGUAGCGUGUUUGAAAAAAAAUUAACCAGUUUGUGUAGCUUAUUUUGCCAUGGUCAUAA